Molecule: messenger RNA, 1843 nt
Organism: Onthophagus taurus
Lineage: Eukaryota; Metazoa; Arthropoda; Insecta; Coleoptera; Scarabaeidae
Product: pre-mRNA-processing factor 17
Biological process (GO): mRNA splicing, via spliceosome
Cellular component (GO): catalytic step 2 spliceosome
Molecular function (GO): mRNA binding; protein binding
Source: RefSeq, a predicted model, not a curated record
GAAAUUUAACCUCAAACUUUAUUAUUUGUCACUUUUGUAUUUACGUUACUAUUUUUACAAAAAUGUUAGCUUUACAACAAUAUUCCAGCAGUGAUGAAGAAUCCGAAUUAAAAGCCCCGAUUGAAGAAACCAAAAUAAACGAGGAAUUUUCCAUAAAAAAGCAUUUAUCGGUUUGUGCAACCCCAAUUGUGUUACCAACAGGUUCAGAAGAAUGUUUACAACACAUCGACCCUUCAGCGAAAGAAAUCGUUUAUAACCCCAAAUAUGAAGAAUUAUUCGCUCCUAUGGUAGGCCCAGAAAAUCCCUUUCGUACCCAUCAAAUGCAAUCUGAUCGAAACAUGCUUUCGGGUUAUGUUGAACCAGCACACAUAAGUGAAUUCCAAUUUGAAAAUCAACGAAGGACAUUUAACAGUUUUGGUUAUGCUUUGGAUCCCUCGAUUAGUGGGGAAACUAUUGAUGGAAGUAAAAUAGUUGGUUCGAAAGAACUGGCUGAUGAAUCACAAGGAAAAACAGUUUUUGAACAUACAAAAUUACGUCCUUUGGAUAAACGUAAAAGAAAAAGGAAUAAUGAUGCUAGUGAUAUUGAAGGUUUUUUGGGACCUUGGGGUGGAUUUAUUGAUGAACAAAGGGUUAUGAAACCAACUGAAGAGGAAGCUGCAGAACUUGAGGAGUUAGCCUCGAAAAAGAAUAAAAGAGGAAAACCUGUUGAUGAGAAACCAAUUGAGGAAAAAACUAUUUUACAUAUUAAAGAUCCUGUUGAUUAUCAAGGAAGAUCGUUUUUACAUGCACCACAAGAUGUUGGGGUUAACCUUAAGAGUGAUACUCCUCCAGAAAAGUGCUUUUUACCAAAAGCACAUAUUCAUACUUGGACGGGGCAUUCAAAAGGUGUUGCGGCUAUUCGAUGGUUUCCAAGAACUGCACAUUUAUUGUUAUCGGCUAGUAUGGAUUGUAGAAUUAAGAUUUGGGAGGUUUAUAACGAAAGACGAUGUGUUAGAACUUAUUAUGGACACAGACAAGCUGUUAGAGACAUUAAUUUUAACAAUUCCGGGAAACAAUUUCUUUCAGCAGGUUAUGAUCGUUACAUAAAACUUUGGGAUACAGAAACCGGCCAAGUUGUUUCAAGAUUUACAAGCAGAAAAAUUCCUUAUUGCGUUAAAUUCAAUCCGGAUCGAAAUAAGCAGCAUUUAUUUGUUGCUGGGACGUCUGAUAAAAAAAUUAUUUGCUGGGACAUCCGUUCGGGUGAUAUCGUCCAAGAAUACGACCGACAUUUAGGCGCAGUGAACACUAUAACAUUCGUUGAUGAUAACCGACGUUUUGUAACAACAUCCGACGAUAAAAGUCUGCGUGUUUGGGAGUGGGAUAUCCCUGUGGACAUGAAAUACAUCGCCGAUCCAACGAUGCAUUCAAUGCCGGCGGUCGCCCCCGCUCCAAAUGGAAAAUGGUUAGCUUGUCAAAGCAUGGAUAAUAAAAUCGUAAUUUUUUCUGCUUUGAAUCGAUUCAAAAUGAAUCGAAAGAAAACGUUUACCGGGCAUAUGGUCGCUGGUUAUGCGUGUUCUUUAGAUUUUUCCCCCGAUAUGAGUUACUUAAUUUCGGGCGAUGCCGACGGAAAAUGUUACAUUUGGGAUUGGAAAACGACUAAGUUGUAUAAGAAAUGGAAAGCGCACGAUGACGUCUGUAUAAGCGUUUUAUGGCACCCCCAUGAGUCGAGUAAAAUGGUUUCAGCUGGUUGGGAUGGUGUUAUCAAGUAUUGGGAUUAAAUUAGAUAAGAAUUUUUUUUAAUGGUGUAUAUAAAUUAUAAUUAAUUAGUUUAUAUAACUAUACUAAUAAAGUAAUGUUAAUAUCA